Rattus rattus (black rat) is the source of this 5602-nucleotide messenger RNA. It is a transcript of the gene Esyt2, whose product is annotated as extended synaptotagmin 2. The record is from RefSeq and is a predicted model, not a curated record. Gene Ontology annotation, molecular function: lipid binding. NCBI's taxonomy places the organism in Eukaryota, Metazoa, Chordata, Mammalia, Rodentia, Muridae. The coding region runs from base 134 to 2773 and encodes 879 amino acids. The transcript is spliced from 23 exons. Gene Ontology annotation, biological process: lipid transport.
CCCGUUUGAGGAGUGGAGCGGUGGCGCCCGCUGUCCCCCUCAGUGGGGCGCUGGCGCGCGGGGUAGAGCGACCUGCUGUCUGUGGGAGAGCCGCGCCCGCCUCAGCAGGGAGGAGUGCUCUGCGCGGCUGGCGAUGAGCAGCGCCGGGGGCGAGGGGCCUGAGGCCGGUACUGGCCGGGCUGGGGGCCGUUCUGAGCCCGAGGCCCCGGGCAGCGCGCUGAGUGUGGACUUGCCCGGGCUGCUGGGGCAGCUGGCGCGCAGUUUUGCGCUGCUGCUGCCGGUGUACGCCCUCGGCUACCUGGGGCUGAGCUUCAGUUGGGUGCUGCUGGCGCUCGGGCUGCUCGCCUGGUGCCGCCGGAGCCGCGGCCUCAAGGCCAGCCGCCUGUGUCGCGCACUGGCACUGUUGGAGGACGAGGAGCAAGCCGUGCGCCUGGGAGUGCGAGCCUGCGACCUGCCCGCCUGGGUUCAUUUUCCAGACACUGAAAGAGCAGAAUGGCUAAAUAAGACCGUAAAGCACAUGUGGCCCUUUAUUUGUCAGUUUAUUGAGAAGCUCUUUCGAGAAACCAUAGAGCCAGCUGUGCGCGGAGCAAAUGCCCACCUCAGCACCUUCAGCUUCACGAAAGUGGAUGUGGGUCAUCAGCCCCUUAGAGUCAAUGGUGUUAAGGUUUAUACUGAAAAUGUAGACAAAAGACAAAUUAUUCUGGACCUGCAGAUUAGUUUUGUAGGAAAUUGUGAGAUUGAUUUGGAGAUCAAAAGAUAUUUUUGUAGAGCUGGUGUGAAAAGUAUACAGAUCCAUGGGACAAUGCGGGUGAUCCUGGAGCCCCUGAUUGGGGACAUGCCUUUAGUUGGAGCUUUGUCCAUCUUCUUCCUUAGGAAGCCACUUUUAGAGAUUAACUGGACAGGACUGACUAAUCUUCUGGACAUCCCUGGACUAAACGGCUUAUCUGAUACUAUCAUUUUGGACAUAAUAUCAAACUAUCUAGUACUUCCCAAUCGAAUCACCGUUCCUCUUGUCAGUGAAGUUCAGAUAGCACAGUUGCGGUUUCCCAUACCAAAGGGUGUCCUAAGGAUUCAUUUUAUUGAAGCUCAAGAUCUUCAGGGAAAAGACACCUACCUUAAAGGCCUUGUCAAGGGAAAAUCAGACCCCUAUGGAAUCAUCCGGGUGGGCAACCAAAUCUUCCAGAGCAAGGUCGUCAAAGAGAAUCUUAGUCCAAAAUGGAAUGAAGUAUAUGAGGCUUUAGUCUAUGAACACCCUGGACAAGAAUUGGAGAUUGAGCUCUUUGAUGAAGAUCCAGACAAGGAUGACUUCUUAGGAAGUCUUAUGAUUGAUCUUAUUGAAGUUGAGAAGGAGCGCCUUUUAGAUGAAUGGUUCACUCUGGACGAGGUCCCCAAAGGAAAGCUACAUUUGAAGUUGGAGUGGCUUACACUGAUGCCUGAUGCCGCAAACCUUGACAAGGUGCUGGCAGACAUCAGAGCUGACAAGGAUCAAGCCAAUGAUGGCCUUUCAUCUGCACUGCUGAUCUUGUAUUUGGAUUCUGCAAGGAACCUUCCGAGUAUCUACGAGGGAAACUUUGGGUGUGGCUACUUAAAAGAGAGGCGAGCGUCGGGACUAGUGUUUUGUGAGAAUACUACCUCAGUCUAUAGAGCACUAUUUUCAGGGAAGAAAAUAAACAGCAACCCAAAUCCUCUUGUCCAGAUGUCAGUCGGUCACAAGGCUCAAGAGAGUAAGAUUCGAUACAAAACUAGUGAACCCGUAUGGGAGGAAAACUUCACUUUCUUCAUUCAUAACCCCAAGCGCCAGGACCUUGAAGUUGAGGUCAAAGAUGAGCAGCAUCAGUGUUCUCUGGGGAGCUUAAGGAUCCCACUCAGUCAACUGCUUGCGAGUGACAACAUGACCAUAAACCAACGAUUCCAGCUUAGCAACUCGGGUCCAAACAGCACCUUAAAAAUGAAGAUUGCCCUACGGGUUCUCCAUCUUGAAAAGCAAGAACGGCCUCCAGACUACCAGCAUUCAGCUCAAGUGAAACGGCCCUCUGUCUCCAAAGAAGGGAGGAAAAUGCCUAUCAAAUCUCAGAUGUCUGCCUCACCAGGCACUGGUGGUACCAACACUGCUCCAUCAACACCAGUCAUGGGAGUCGAUGAUAAGCCUGCCAUGGAGGAGAAGCCCCAGCCCCCUGAGGCCAGCCCUCUUGGGCACCGUGACCUAGGCAGGAGCUCUUCUAGCCUCCUGGCCUCUCCAAGCCACAUUGCAGCCAAGGAACCCACCCCAAGCAUUGCCUCAGACAUAUCACUGCCCAUUGCCACUCAGGAGCUGAGACAAAGGCUACGUCAGCUUGAAAAUGGGACAACGCUGGGGCAGUCUCCUCUGGGGCAGAUCCAGCUGACUAUCCGGCACAGCUCCCAAAGGAAUAAGCUCAUCGUGGUUGUGCACUCCUGCAGAAACCUCAUUGCCUUCUCAGAAGAUGGCUCUGAUCCAUAUGUCCGCAUGUAUUUAUUACCAGACAAGAGACGCUCAGGAAGAAGGAAAACACAUGUAUCAAAGAAGACACUGAACCCUGUGUUUGAUCAGAGCUUCGACUUCAGUGUUUCGCUGCCCGAGGUGCAGAGGAGAACACUGGAUGUGGCGGUGAAGAACAGUGGCGGCUUCUUGUCCAAAGACAAAGGGCUUCUUGGCAAAGUGCUGGUUGCUCUGGCAUCUGAAGAACUCGCCAAGGGCUGGACCCAGUGGUAUGACCUCACAGAAGAUGGGACAAGGCCACAGGUGAUAACGUAGCUACGCUGGACGUAGGCCUAUUUCUCAGUGUAUCGCGUGCCACCUCAACAUGGAACAGACCUUCUCACAGAUGUACCAAUGCUAUUUUUAUAAUUUUAAGUAUUGAGUUAUACAUACCUUAAUAAUUUUAUAAAACUUGGCAUUGUAGGAAAAUUUGGCCAAUAUCAUUGUUUAGUCUCCCUGUUGAGUUUCCUCCAGUGCCUCCCCAGGCACUGUGAUGUGUAGUGGUGGAGUGAUGGUUCCUGUGUGGAGCUCUGUCAGCCACACCUCACCCGCCGGGAAGCAGGCACCUGCACUUGUUUCUGCCUUGUCCUGCGUCCUGGAGGUGCACUACACCAUGUAAAUAGAUUCUUUUUUAUAAUAUCUACAUGCUGGUUUGGAUAAAGAAGAAAAUGUAUUAAGGAAAUACAUAUUUUCUUCCAAGAUUUAUUAAAUUCUGUGACAAAUAAUCAUUUUCAUCUUUUCAGCAAAAAGUUCUUAUAGAUCUGCUGUGUGGUAUGGCUUUUUUAAGGGAAAAAUGGAAAGAUUAUUAAAUAUAGAAUUUUUAUGUCAAUGAUAAAACAAACUUCAAAUUAUUAACAUUAUUAUAAAUAGGAAAAUACAGUGAGAAGUCAGGGAAUGGCUUAUUUAAAAAGUCGUAUAACUGAGUAAUGGACAAUACCAAGAGCAUUGCCAAGGCUCUUGAGAAUCACAGUAUACUCAUCUGAAAUUUAUUACAUAAGAAAGAAAUGUGCUGUUUAUUUGUGUAAUUGUUUGUUGUAACUGAUUCAUAGUACAUUGAAUAGUACAGAGAGAUACAUACGUGCUAGGUGUUGUACCUCACAUCUGUAAUCCCAGGGUAUGGGAGGCCAUGCCAGGAAGAUCCAAGUGUUAAAGGUCAGCCUGGGCUAUAUAGCAACAGAAAAAGAAACAUACUUUAUACUUUGCCCAAAGCAUAGGAACUAAUCUCCAAUAUUAGGGUAUAAGAUGUUAUCAAGAUUGAUGCAAGCCCAAGUUGUUUGUCCAUGUGUCUAACCGUGUGAAGACAGGUCUGCUACUGUAAAGUGGUGAAAUGGGAUGGAUGUGCAACAAAGGUGUUGUGCUUAAGAUUAGCACUGCACUUGCUCUUGAUGGGAGAACCUGGCCCUAAACUCACACACAGGAUACACCUCUGGUCGAGCUUCCUGUGCGUCCCCGAUACAUGACAAAGUUCCUGAGCAAUGUCCGCCAGCAGCCGUCAGGCUUGCCGUUUUCUGGAUAUCCUCUUUUUGUGCCAUGCCAGAUGUUAAUACAACUUUUAUUUUGUAAUCCUUUUCUUUUUAGAUUGGGAAAAGCAUGUUUUACAUAUGUAAGAGUCCCCAGAGCUCUUCUGGGGUGAGGCUAUGUCACAGUAUUAUAAGCUAUGCAUGUCUGUAAACAAAAGAUGCACAAAGGAAGGCUUUUUUCAGUAUGCAUUUAACCUCCGGGAUGAAAAGGGCUUCUCAGCUGUAAGAGCAUUUAAAACUAUGUACACUUAUAGCAGGAAAAUACAGCUUUGUAAUCAAAAUUGGAGUAGUUCCAUUCACAUGCUUCCUGGAACUAAACAACCUACGGGAAGCUUAUGUGACCAAACAUACCAAAGUGCCUGUGCUGAAUACAGAGUGUCCUUUUUACACUCUCCUCUUGUCUAGAAGAUGAAGUGUGCCUCAGUUUAUAAUGUACCACGUGCAGUUGUAAUGGAAUCUGGCUCUUCACAGCACAUCCAGGUAGUUAUAAGGCCAGAGUAAUCCCUCUCCUGCCAUUUGACAUCUCCUCUGUAUCCAGUUUAUAAAUCUCUUUUCAUUGGUGAGCAGAAUUGGGAGAAAGUUUAUGUGUAUGUACUCACAAGAACAUAUAUGCACAUAAAAUAUUCAAGGGUAGCAUUUUUAAUUGCAGGAGAAAGGCAGGUAAUAUCCUAUUAAAAAUAGUGGCUUGACCAUGGUAUUAGAUGUUUUUCUUAAGGUCUUUUUAAUUAGGUGUGUUGAAGGGCUUCUGUCUACAAAGGAGAUUUCUCUUUUUUUUGCUGAAAUUUUAUCAUGUCAGUGUUUUUUCACCAACAACCUAUCUAUCUUAGUUUUGUACCCAUAUACUUAAUCUAUUCAGUGUGUAUUGUUUAAUGAAAUGCUUUUCAUAACUAAUUAGGCAAAUUGACUCUAGUUAAGGGUACAGUACCCUAAUAAGUCAGUGUGAUUCCCCCUGUACAUCAUCUGAGUCUUCAAGUAGCAUCUCCAGUCUAUGCGGAAAGGAGAGAGAAGGUCCAGUAAUGCUAGCCCACCUGGUUGUAGUUCUGCGUGCUGCAUGAGGAGGGCUGACUUGCCAUCAAGGCACACUCCAGUGUCCUGAAGAUAUAAAAUAUUUUUAGUUCUCAAAAUGUUAACUUUUAGUUUUUAAUGACUUAUCUAAGAAAAAAGAAUGUUAAGUUUUCUACUUUGAGCCAAACCAAUGAGGGAAAUUAGUGGUUUGAAGUACAGCUCUGCUAACUUAUUCAUGUGGUGGCUCGUCCUGUGCCUUAAAGUACAAAGGUGUUUUCAAGUUUCAGAUGAAAACAGAAGCAGCCUUGCAACCAUAUUUCCCACCAUUUGUAUUUUGCACUCUGUAUGUCUUGUACAGGCAGUCUCUAUGCAGAGGUGUUUAGGAUUAGUUUAAAAACCUCAGGCAGUUGCGGAGAGUACCAACUGCUGCAACGACCGGUUCCAUCUAGAUUGCCCACUGUAGAGGUGGACCACAGAGGGUGGUAUUUGUUUUUGUUUGUUUUAGUCAUAAAAUGUCCUUUUUGCUUAAUUUUAUAUAACAGCACAUGUAUUUAUUCAAUAAAACUUUUAUGUUAGUGUA